CCCUUGUGAAUUUAUUGUCAAGGGCUUGAGUAUUUCACAAAACAUGUCAGCAGCCGAUCCAAGCAACAGCUUUCAAAAUAUUAGUUUUCUCAAAUCAGAGACGCCGUUGCAUGUCAACUCUUUGCGCGUGGUAGGCAGUGGUAACACACGCGCGUCGUUCUUAAAUAGCAUUACAUCAGGCAUAUUUGGAGCAACUACAGUGCAACAAGUGGUGGAAAGCGUUCAAGAUGCUGCCAACAAGCUGCGGAGACACGAUAUUUUCAGUAAUAUCGAAGUUGUGUUAGAUACUGCAAAGGAAACCACCGACGCCAUUGAUGUCGUUCUCAAAUUGGAGGAAAAGGGUCGAACUGUGGUUAAAACCAAUGCCGAAAUAGCUGACAACGAAGCUAACGUGAAUGGCAACUUUGUGUUGAGAAACUUGUUCGGAGGAGCAGAGACUUUGGGAACCAGUGUAGAAUUUGGUAACAGAAAUAAGGCUGCUUUCAAGACAUACUUGUCCACCCCAGUCAAUGCGUCACCGGAUGCAAAGCUUGUUGCUCAUGUCAGCGGGCGUUUUAGAGAUAACACUAGCAUUGCUUCUUAUGAAGAGUUUAAUAGAAACGCUGGUGUGGCCUUCAAGGCUAUAUCCAAGUUUGGAUUCCAUGAACUUGGAUACGACGCUACUUGGAGGGAUACUAUAGCACAAAGCACUGCGUCCUCAAUUGUCAAGGACCAGGCUGGCCAGUCCCUCAAAACUGCAAUCACGGGUUCCUUUGUUCGGGAUCGUCGCGAUAAUGCAACCUUGCCUACGCGCGGUCACUAUAUUUCAUUCCAUCAUGAGCUUGCUGGCAUAGCAACAAAGAGUGAUACCAGCUACUUUAAGAAAGAGGUUGCUGUACAAAUUCAUCAGCGCUUGUUGCAGCCUGUGGUGGCCGAAAGUGGAAAGACAGUGGCUCCUCUUGUGCUUAGUGGAGGAUUCCGAGCUGGUUUGAUCGCUAGUCUAGAUAAGAAGGAGCCUCACAUUUCCGAUCGAUUCAUAUUAGGAGGACCGACAUCGAUCAGAGGAUUCAAACUUGGAGGUAUCGGGCCUCGUGAUGGUGACGAUGCUGCUGGUGGAGAGGCUUACUGGGCAGCUGGCUUGAGUGCUGUGGCAGCCGUACCGGGAAUGAUGGACAAACCGAUCAAGGCACAUGCCUUCGUGAAUGCAGGCAACUUGAUCAAGUGGUCGACAGGCACGUCAUACAGCAAGACGAAAGAUGCCCUACUCCUCAAUCCUCGUAUUUCAUAUGGUGUUGGUCUCAUCUUCCAUCACCCUGCCGCAAGGGUCGAAGCCAACUUUUGUUUCCCUGUACAGUUCUCUGGAGGCGACCUUGAACAGGCUGGCUUCCAAGCUGGCUUUGGCAUCAACUUUUUGUAGAGUCACGCUCAGAUUAUAGAGCAAGAAACAGACACGUGAAAAUCUAUCUUCUUCAAAUGACAGAAAUAAAUUGCCAGCCCUUAUUGCCUUUGUUACUUUGUAAAACCCGUCUCGUCAGUGUUCAAAUGUCCCUUAUACUGUCGACUCUGACUGAGAAAGAGACUAUCAAACGACAUUUAAAUGACUCC
Messenger RNA from Umbelopsis ramanniana AG, 1584 nucleotides. RefSeq lists its product as uncharacterized. Gene Ontology annotation, cellular component: outer membrane; SAM complex. Lineage: Eukaryota; Fungi; Mucoromycota; Umbelopsidomycetes; Umbelopsidales; Umbelopsidaceae. Gene Ontology annotation, biological process: protein insertion into mitochondrial outer membrane. The transcript is spliced from 7 exons. The coding region runs from base 44 to 1396 and encodes 450 amino acids. The record is from RefSeq and is a predicted model, not a curated record.